GAUCUGAAGCAGCAGAUGUCGGAUCUGCUCCCGUUAAUCCCAGUCCUGGACCAGUUCCGCUCGGAUUCGCGUCUGAUCCCAUUUCUGAUGAUUUUGACCCCAUUUCUGAUGAUUUUAACCCCAUUUCUGAUGAUUUUAACCCCGUUUUUUGCCGUUUUUGGGUGUUUUCCCAGGAUCUGAAGCAGCAGAUGUCGGACCUGCUCCCGUUGCUCCCAGUCCUGGACCAGUUCCGCUCGGACUCGCGGCUGAUCGCGGCGCUGAGGGCCGAGGUGGCCGAGGUGUCGCUGGCCCUGCUGGCCCUGCAGGAGGAGUUGGGAGCCUUCGACUACGACGAGCUCCAGCAGCGGCUCCUGCUGCUCCAGGCCCAGCUCCACGCCUGCCUCCACAACUGGGUGUGGUACAUGGAUGGUUACCUCCGUGGCCGCCGCGUGCUGGAGUUCCGCUCCCUCGACGACUUCGCCGCCGGCCAGAACUUCAUCCAACACCUCCUGCCUCACCCCUGGGCGGGCACGGGGCACGUGGUGUUCAACGGCUCCCUCUUCUACAACAAGUACCAGAGCAACGUGGCCGUCAAGUACCACUUCGGCUCCCGCAGCGUCCUGGCCCAGCGGAGCCUCCCCGGCGCCGGCUACAACAACACCUUCCCCUACUCGUGGGGAGGGUUCUCCGACAUCGACUUCAUGGCCGAUGAGAGCGGCCUCUGGGCCGUCUACACCACCCAGCAGAACGCGGGCAACAUCGUCCUCAGCAGGCUGGACCCGCACAGCCUGGAGGUGCUGCGCUCCUGGGACACCGGGUACCCCAAGCGCAGCGCCGGCGAGUCCUUCCUGAUCUGCGGCACCCUGUACGUCACCAACUCGCACCUGGCCGGGGCCAAGGUGUACUUCGCGUACGACACGGGCAGCUCGAGCUACGAGUACACCGACAUCCCCUUCCACAACCAGUACUCCCACAUCUCCAUGCUGGACUACAACCCC
This is a messenger RNA of Empidonax traillii (willow flycatcher), 977 nucleotides long. RefSeq names its product noelin-2-like. The transcript is spliced from 4 exons. Lineage: Eukaryota; Metazoa; Chordata; Aves; Passeriformes; Tyrannidae. The annotation marks the transcript as partial. Gene Ontology annotation, biological process: signal transduction. The record is from RefSeq and is a predicted model, not a curated record.